GAAGACAACAAAGGGUCGCGGGACGCUAGCGGGCGGCAGGCGGCGGUGUGUUCCAGUCCCCCUCCGUCCUCUCCGCCGAGGCGCGCCGGCCUCCCGCCAGUCCCGCUCCAGAUGAAGUGUGAGCACUGCACACGAAAGGAAUGUAGCAAAAAAUCAAAGACUGAUGACCAGGAGAAUGUGCCCACUGCCGCAUCAAGUCCAGCCCAGCGGAAGGAAGAGAAGGGAGAAUUCCAUAAGUUGGCAGAUGCGAAGAUAUUUCUGAGUGACUGCCUCGCAUGUGACAGCUGUGUGACUGUGGAGGAAGGAGGCCAGCUUUCCCAGCAGAGUGCCAAGGAUUUCCUCCAUGUCCUGAACCUUAAUAAGAAAUGUGACACCUCAAAGCACAGAGUAUUGGCUGUGUCUGUGUGUCCUCAGUCUCUGCCUUAUUUUGCUGCUAAGUUCAACCUCAGUGUCACUGAUGCAUCCAGAAGGCUGUGCGGCUUCCUCAAAAGUCUCGGGGUGCACUAUGUGUUUGACACCACAAUCGCUGCAGAUUUCAGCAUCCUGGAGAGUCAGAAGGAAUUUGUACGCCGUUAUCACCGGCACAGCGAGGAGCAGCGUGAACUGCCCAUGUUGACCUCUGCCUGCCCUGGUUGGGUCAGAUAUGCUGAGCGGGUGCUGGGCCGCCCCAUCAUCCCACAUCUCUGCACUGCCAAGUCCCCCCAGCAGGUCAUGGGCUCCUUGGUGAAGGAUUACUUUGCCAGACGGCAGAAUCUGUCUCCAGAGAAGAUUUUCCAUGUUGUCGUGGCUCCUUGCUAUGAUAAGAAGCUGGAGGCUCUUGGAGACAGCCUCUCCACCACCGUAAGUGGAGCCAGGGGCACUGACUGCGUCCUGACGUCAGGUGAGAUUGCUCAGAUGAUGGAGCAGAGUGGCCUCACAGUGAAAGACACUGCCAUGGAUACUUUGUUUGGAGAUGUGAAGGAGGUGGCGGUGCGACGUCACGAUGGAGUGAGCUCAGAUGGGCACCUGGCCCACGUCUUCAGGCACGCAGCCAAGGAGUUGUUUGGCGAGGAUGUGGAGGAGGUCACCUACCGUGCGCUAAGAAACACAGACUUCCAGGAGGUCACCCUUGAGAGGAACGGGGAGGUCUUACUGCGCUUUGCUGCGGCGUGCGGCUUUCGCAACAUCCAGAACAUGACCCUGAAGCUCAAGAAGGGCAAGUGCCCCUACCACUUUGUGGAGGUCCUCGCGUGUCCCAGAGGAUGCUUGAAUGGCAGAGGCCAAGCACAGACAGAGGAUGGUCGCACAGACCGUGCACUGCUGCAGCAGAUGGAAGGGAUCUACUCCGGAAUCCCGGUGCGGCCCCCAGAGAGCAGUGCGCAUGUGCAGGAGCUGUACGCUGAGUGGCUGGAGGGCACCGAGUCCCCCAAAGCCCAGGAGGUGCUGCACACCAGACACCAGAGCUCCGAGCCCUGCACAGACAGCCUGGAUAUCAAGUGGUGACAAAGCCAAGAGAGCAGGAGGGGGACACUCUGAGCGGGGAGUGGGGGCGCUUCAAGCAACAACAGGUCACGUAGUGUC
Messenger RNA from Acomys russatus (golden spiny mouse), 1560 nucleotides. RefSeq names its product nuclear prelamin A recognition factor (gene Narf). The record is from RefSeq and is a predicted model, not a curated record. Lineage: Eukaryota; Metazoa; Chordata; Mammalia; Rodentia; Muridae. The coding region runs from base 112 to 1482 and encodes 456 amino acids. The transcript is spliced from 11 exons. Gene Ontology annotation, molecular function: lamin binding. Gene Ontology annotation, cellular component: lamin filament.